This is a messenger RNA of Lotus japonicus, 1615 nucleotides long. RefSeq lists its product as uncharacterized. The record is from RefSeq and is a predicted model, not a curated record. The transcript has 4 exons. NCBI's taxonomy places the organism in Eukaryota, Viridiplantae, Streptophyta, Magnoliopsida, Fabales, Fabaceae. The coding region runs from base 168 to 1349 and encodes 393 amino acids.
UUAACAAAUUGACUUGAAGCUUGAAUCAAAAGACAGACACACACGACGUCGUCUGAGCCGGUACCACUUCCACUCCUUUUCCCCUGUUUGGUUUCCGAGGAAAUUUCCGCUCCCAAUUUUCUGCCCUCACUCACUACCACUGCCAAAAACCACGUAAAAGUUCCUCAAUGGAGAGUUCUGAGGAGGAGAACGAUGGAGUCUCUGGGAGUCAUAUACCUAAGGAGCUGAGUCGUUUAGCUUCUACUGGUUUGAAGUUUGUAGAUGAAGUACUUAAUGGUCAAAAUGAAUUGUGUUUGGAGAACUUCCGCAUGGAUAAGGAUGUAUUCUAUAAGUUAUGUGAUAUUCUACAAGGCAAGGGCUUAUUACGUCACACAAAUCGAAUCAAAAUUGAGGAGCAGCUGGCCAUAUUUUUGUUCAUUAUUGGACAUAAUCUGCGGACAAGGGCUGUUCAAGAAUUAUUUCGUUAUUCAGGAGAAACUAUUAGUCGUCACUUUAACAAUGUUUUGAAUGCAAUAAUGUCAAUUUCACUGGACUUAUUUCAACCUCCUGGCUCUGAUGUUCCUUCAGAAAUCUUUAAUGAUCCUAGAUUCUAUCCAUAUUUUAAAGAUUGUGUGGGAGCAGUUGGUGGUAUCCAUUUACCUGUGACAGUUGGUGUAGAUGAGCAAGGACCUUUCCGCAAUAAGAGUGGUGUGCUUUCACAGAAUAUUCUGGUAGCUUGCUCGUUUGACCUGAAGUUUCAUUAUGUUUUGGCUGGAUGGGAAGGAUCUGCUACAGAUUUACAAGUUUUUAACUCAGCAAUCACAAGGCGGAAUAAAUUGCAGGUCCCUGAAGGUAAAUACUAUCUUGUAGACAACAAGUAUCCAAAUGUGCGAGGUUUCAUUGCUCCAUAUUCCAGCACUCCCUAUCAUUCAGCAGGAUUUCCUAGCGGUUACCACCCACAGGAUGCAAGUGAACUGUUCAAUCAACGGCACUCACUACUACGAAAUGUCACUGAUCGAGUUUUUGGGGUUUUAAAGGCACGGUUUCCUAUAUUGAUGGCUGCUCCUUCAUACCCAUUACAAACCCAGGUAAAGUUAGUGGUGGCAGCUUGUGCAUUACACAACUUCAUUCGCAGGGAGAAUCCAGAUGACAGGCUUUUCAAGAUGUAUGGAGAGGAUGCAUCAUUUACAAUGGAGGAAUCACUACCCCCACUAGAGGCGGAACUACGGCCAAAAACGGAUGUUGAGGCCCAGUGCCAGUCAUUGGAUCUUACUUUUGAUGCUGAAGAAAUUGCACUUGCUUCAGAGUCAAGGGACUUCAUUGCAACUGGAUUGUGGAAUGAUUUUAUCCAUGGUUUUGCUCCUAUGUAAAUUUCUUGAACAAGGUUAUUUUCUCAGGUUAGCUUUGAAGUUUUCUCAGGAUCUACAUGAUAUAGGAUAUUGAUUUCAACCUUCAUAUCGUACAUUGGCAUUUUGUUCAUAAACAUAAGUAUGCCAGUAGAUCGCAUCUCAUCAUAUAACAUUUUGCUUUAAGGCAAAUGAAUUUUUCAAUCCUUGUCAAAGGAUGAACACAAUAGGAUAUUGCUUAUUGUAGUGAAAGGUGGAGUCAAAAGCAAUUUAAGAAUGUGUUUGGGUAA